Fundulus heteroclitus (mummichog) is the source of this 5808-nucleotide messenger RNA. RefSeq lists its product as uncharacterized. Gene Ontology annotation, molecular function: nucleic acid binding. NCBI's taxonomy places the organism in Eukaryota, Metazoa, Chordata, Actinopteri, Cyprinodontiformes, Fundulidae. Bases 10 to 5232 code for a protein of 1740 amino acids. The record is from RefSeq and is a predicted model, not a curated record. Gene Ontology annotation, biological process: DNA integration. The transcript has 2 exons.
GCAAUAUGUAUGCAAGACAUUGCACAGGUAACCAAUCCUGUUACAACCAACACUCAAACCAACCCACCAUCAGGAAACAGGCUAGUUAAGCAGGAGCCAUUAGUAAAUACAUGUGGCACAAACAAUGCUCAGGAUUUUGCAAACUACCUCAUCCGCAAAGAGCUAGUAAGCACAGGGCUCAUGCAUUUCGACGACAAACCCGAAAACUAUUGGGCAUGGAAAACCUCGUUUAUGGAUGCGACCAAAGAGCUAAAUCUGUCGCCCAGGGAGGAAUUAGACUUGUUAGCGAAGUAUUUGGGUCCAAAAUCAUCCGAACAGGCUAAACGCAUUCGCGCUGUACACAUCCUUAAUCCAGCUGCAGGUUCUUUGAUGGUCUGGCAGCGCCUUGAAGAGUGCUACGGCUCACCUGAGGUUAUUGAGGACGCACUCUUAAAAAAGGUAGAGGACUUCCCAAAACUAACAAAUAAAGACAAUGUUAAACUACAAGAGCUUAGCGACAUCUUAAUGGAGCUACAGUGUGCUAAGCAAGAUGGCGCUUUACCAGGACUAGCAUACCUGGACACAGCUCGAGGAGUCAGACAAAUAGUUGAGAAACUACCCUUUAACUUACAAGAAAAAUGGACAUCUGUAGGAACGCAGUACAAAGAGACCCAUAGAGUGUCGUUUCCCCCUUUCUCAGUUUUUACUCAGUUUGUUCAGCAUCAGGCGAAAAUGAGAAACGAUCCCAGCUUUAUGUCUAGUCCAAACAGCCACGUUCCAUCUCAUGCAGAAAAACUGAGACCAUAUAGCCGCAAAACUACUGUGUCAGCUCAUAAAACUGAUAUCACAGCAGAGCCUAAUCAAAGUAGUCUAAAACCAUUGGAGGAACCGGAUCGACAGUGUCCGAUCCACAAAAAACCACACCCACUUAAAAAGUGUAAACUUUUCAGAGAAAAACCUAUUGAGGAAAGGCAGGCAUAUCUGAAAGAGCACCACAUCUGCUACAGGUGCUGUGGGUCAGUCAGACAUAUUGCAAAAGACUGCAAAGCAACAGUUAGGUGCACAGAGUGCGACAGCUCGAAACACUUAUCUGCAAUGCACCCAAGUUCUCCUCCCGCUCCAGAGAGUGCUGAACGGGAAAAUUUUGUACAUGAAGAGCAAAAUGAAAGUUUACUUUCAGGCUCUCUUUCAGUUGUUUCAAAGUGCACAGAAAUAUGUGGCCAAAGUGAUUUUUCGCGUUCGUGUUCGAAGAUAUGUUUAGUUAAAGCAUACCCUGCUGGGCAGAAAGAGAAGGCCAUUAAAAUGUACGCUGUGAUAGAUGAACAGUCCAACAGGUCACUAGCUAAAUCAGAGUUUUUUAACCUUUUUGAUAUCAGGGCCAGACCUGAGCCUUAUAUGUUAAAGACUUGCGCAGGAAAUGUACAGGUUUCCGGAAGGAGAGCUGUAAACUUCUCCCUUGAAUCUGUGGAUGGAAAGGUUAACAUACAGCUACCACUAUUAAUAGAAUGUGACUCUGUUCCAGAUGACAGAACUGAGAUACCUUCUCCUGAAAUCGCGCAGCAUCACCCACAUCUUCGCCCAGUUGCAGAUAAGAUCCAACCUGUUGACCAUCAGGCUCCCAUCCUUUUACUCCUAGGUAGGGACAUUCUCAGGGUCCAUAAGGUACGUGAGCAAAUCAACGGGCCCAAUAAUGCUCCUUAUGCCCAAAGACUAGAUUUAGGUUGGGUAAUUGUGGGGGAGGUGUGUUCGGGAAAAACGCACGGUCAGCCAGAGGUAAAUGUUUACAAAACACACACCUUAGAUAAUGGUCGUGCAUCCUACUUUCAGCCUUGCCCGAACAUAAUUCAUGUUAAAGAGAAUUAUGGGGUUGUGUUAGAUGCUUUCUGUGACACAGAUGAUUUAGGACACACUGUGUUUAUUAGAUCUGAGCGUGAUGAUACACGAGCUAUGUCGAUCGAAGACAAAGAUUUCCUAAUGGUGAUGGACAAGGAAGUCUACCAAAACGAAGAGAACAGUUGGGUUGCACCUUUACCCUUUCGUUCUGAGAGGAAGAAACUCCCAAAUAAUAGAGAACAAGCUCUAAAACGUCUCUCCUCGCUGAAAAAGACAUUGAUAAAAAAAACAGAGAUGAAGGCUCACUAUGUCCAGUUUAUGCAGAAAAUGUUGGACAACGGCCAAGCUGAACUAGCUCCACCUGUCACAAUAGAUAAGGAACUCUGGUAUCUGCCCACAUUUGGCGUAUACCAUCCUCAGAAGCCAGAACAAAUCCGGGUAGUGUUUGACUCGAGUGCAGAGUGUGACAGGGUGUCCCUUAACCAAGUGCUUCUCAGUGGACCCGAUUUGAACAACUCUUUGUUAGGAGUUCUGCUACGGUUUCGUAAAGAGCCAAUAGCCCUGACAGCCGAUGUGGAGCAAAUGUUUUACUGCUUUGUUGUUCGAGAAGACCACAGAGAUUAUUUGCGCUAUUUGUGGUUUGAGGACAACGACAUUACAAAAAACAUAGUCGAGUUCCGAAUGAAAGUUCACGUAUUUGGAAAUAGCCCGUCCCCUGCUGUUGCGAUUUACUGCAUGAGACGAGCAGCACAAGAGGGUGAACGAGAACAUGGCUCUGAUGCGCGUCAGUUUGUUGAGCGUCAGUUUUAUGUCGAUGAUGGUCUCACAUCGGUUGCCACAUCUCAAGAUGCAAUCGAUCUGCUUAAGAGAACUCAAAACAUGUUGGCGGAAUCAAACCUACGCCUUCAUAAGAUAGCGUCAAACUGCAGUCAAGUCAUGGAAGCCUUCCCUUCCGAGGAUCGUGCAAAGGACUUGAAACAUUUAGAUCUAGGAGUAGAUCCCCUCCCAAUUCAGAGAACCUUAGGACUCUGCUGGAACCUACAAGCUGAUAGCUUCACUUACCGUGUAUCAGUUGCGACCAAACCAUUCACACGUAGGGGCCUACUGUCAGUGGUAAAUAGUCUCUAUGACCCCUUGGGCCUGGUUGCUCCUGUCAUAAUGCAGGGCAAAGCAUUACUGAGGGAGCUUUCAUCUGAAGUUAGGGACUGGGAUGAACCGCUAAACCCCAUAAAACAUGAAAUGUGGGAUGCAUGGAAAAACUCAUUGAAAGCCCUUGAAAAUCUCCAAAUACCAAGGUGUUACAGCUCAGGUACUUUAAGCACAGCUAAGCUAAAAGAGCUUUGCAUUUUCUCUGAUGCUUCUACUGUGGCUAUAGGGGCAGUAGCUUAUCUGCGAACAGCUAGCGAUGAAGGACAGUACCAUGUCGGCUUUAUAAUGGGAAAGUCUAAACUUGCACCCCGUCCCGCACACACAGUACCGCGCCUAGAACUUUGUGCUGCUGUGCUUGCCGUGGAAAUGUUUGAGCUCAUUAGGGAAGAGCUAGACAUCAAAGUAGACUGUGUGAAGUUCUACACAGACAGUAAGAUUGUGUUAGGAUAUAUACACAACACUUCCAAGCGAUUCUACAUGUAUGUUGCCAACAGGGUUACACGUAUCAGAGCGUCCACACAACCAAACCAAUGGCAUUACGUACCAACCGAGUUGAACCCAGCCGACCAAGCCACUAGGUUUAUCCCAGCAGCUGAACUGCAGAACACUUCCUGGUUCUCAGGCCCACCAUUUUUGUAUCAUGACACAAAUUCAGAACAACCCAACAUUGGUUCUUUCACGCUCAUUGAACCUGAGAAAGACAAAGAGAUACGUGCAGAAGUAAAAGCACUAAAAACUACAGUUUUAGGGUCACAUCUUGGCUCUCAGCGUUUUGAGAGGUUCUCCAGCUGGACCAGAUUGUGCAGAGUAUUAGCCAGACUCAUUCAUAUCGUCUCAUCUUUUAAACAAAAGAAAAGUGGAUGGAACAGUUUCAGGGAGACUCCAAGCAUCCAAGAACUCAAACAAGCCACGGUCGUUAUCAUACGGGCUGUCCAGCAAGAUGCCUAUGAGGAGACAAUUAGAAACCUUAAAGAAGUCAAACAGGCAAAUGUGAAACUUGACACGCUCAGAAAGCUCAACCCUUUAGUUGACAAAGACAACCUCUUGCGAGUAGGGGGACGUCUCUCCUCAGCUGAUCUCACUGAGAACGAAAAGCACCCUCUUAUUUUCCCGUCCUCCAGUCACAUCGCCACACUACUAGUAAGAUACUUUCAUGAACAAGUGUCUCAUCAGGGGAGACACAUGACUGAGGGAGCUAUCCGGGGUGCUGGGUUUUGGAUUGUUGGAGCGAAGCGCCUUGUAUCUUCGGUCAUUCAUAAGUGUGUUACAUGUCGAAAGUUGCGAGGAAAAAUGCAGGUUCAGAAAAUGGCAGAUUUGCCUGCUGACCGACUCAUUCCUGAACCACCUUUUACCUCUGUCGGUCUAGAUGUGUUUGGACCAUGGACAAUUGUGACUCGUCGAACAAGAGGUGGUUGCUCUCAAAGUAAACGCUGGGCUGUGUUGUUCACGUGCAUGUCAACCAGAGCCGUGCACAUCGAGCUGAUAGAGACUAUGUCUACUGAUAGUUUUAUAAAUGCACUGAGAAGGUUCUUCGCUAUUCGUGGCCCAGCCAAGAUGCUACGUUCGGACAGAGGCACAAACUUUACAGGGGCUUGUAAAGAGUUGGACCUAGAAAAAGAAAACUCAGGUGUAGGGAAGUACCUGCAAGGAAGAGGUUGCAGUUGGAUUUUCAACCCUCCCCAUGCGUCGCAUAUGGGAGGUUCGUGGGAGCGCCUCAUAGGGAUUGCCAGGCGCAUUCUGGACACAAUGUUGUCACAAACUGAAUCAACACGUCUCACUCAUGAAGUCUUAAGCACCUUUAUGGCUGAGGUGACGGCAAUUAUUAAUGGAAGGCCACUGGUUCCCAUCUCCACAGACCCUGAUUGUCCUGUAGUACUCACCCCAGCAAUGCUAAUUACACAGAAGGUGAGUGCUGUUUCUGCACCAUCUGGGAACUUCUCCACAGGACAGUUGUUUGGGAAACAGUGGAAACAUGUUCAGCACCUUGCUGAUACUUUUUGGAAAAGGUGGAAAGGACAAUAUUUGCCCACCUUGCAAAGUCGCUCAAAAUGGACUGAAAACAGACCCAAUGUUAGAGAAGGAGAUGUAGUCCUGCUGAAAGAUCCUCAGGCCAGCAGGAAUGAAUGGCCUAUGGGACUAAUAAUAAAAACCUUUCCCAGCAGGGACAUGAAGGUCCGCAAAGUGGAAGUGAAGGUUGUACAAAACGGGACUGUAAAGGUGUUCUUAAGACCAGUUUCUGAAGUUAUUGUUUUGCUUUCUGAAACUGAGUAAUCAUCAUUUGUUCCUCAACAUCCGAGUGUUGUUAUUUUUGUGUGUGACUAUGUUAUGAUGGUUGUUGUGAUAUAAUGUGAUUAUAUCAAGCGGGGAGUGUUCUGUCUUUUGUUAAGACAGUAAGAAAUUCAUACCAUGAAUAAAUUACAUAAAUAAGAUAUUAAAUAAGUUCAUAGUUAAAAAUUAGUUUGAAGAAAUCCAGGGUAAAAACCGUUAUAACAGUUUGUGGUUUACAUUUAAUCCGAGUGAGACAUCUCUUCUCUGUUAAAUGUGUUUGUUAUUUAUGUGAGGUAGUGAGUGCUCUCACUUUGACAAAAUCUUUGACGUAUUUUUUCUCUGGGAUAACGUGCUCAUGAAACUGCUCGUGUUGGAUUGUAGAUUUGUUCUUCGUGCUUCUGCUUUGGGAAACAUUCGUCUUUUUACAAGAUAAAUUAAGAAAUAUUCAACCGGAUUGGUGAAUAAAGGUUCUUCCGAGAACACAAGAAAAGAAAGCCUUGUGUGGGGAACUUUUUUCUUUAAUUGUUCGCUGGCUGUCUAGCAGCACAUAGGCACGUGGUGUGAGGACAGCACAAUUGG